UUUUGGUGCGCGUGGGUUAAGAAAGUGAUAAACUUUUGCUAAUUCAGUGUUGUAUUGUUUUGCUAUUUCCCCCAAACUAACUGCGUCGCAGUGUUGUGCUGAUUCGAGUUUUUGUGUGUAUGCUCAUCGGAAAGAAACCGACGGAAAAAAUAUAACUAAACGGAUGGCAGUACAGUGAAAAUAGGUUUGCGAGUCAAAAAAAUAACAACCCCGUUCGCGUAUUCGAUGCUGCCCGUCGUCCGGGACAGAUGGCCGCAACCGCACCGAUGGCUUUAAACACUCCAAAGCGCCUCAAGACGGCGGUCUCGUCUUGUAGCAAUUAUCUUAGCUCGCCACCACCAUCGGUGACCACCAUCGGAUCACCGACGGAUGCGCAAGUAGGAUCCGCUGCGAACGUUGGCCAUGGCUUGACAGCCCCUGUCACCACGGCACACCAACAGCAACAGCAUUGGAAUUGGUUUACCGAAGCUACCAGCCCCUCGUCGAGCUGCGGCUCACCGGACGGUCAGCACAAUCGCAGCUUCAGUGGCCACAACUCAUCGGGCACACCGAAAACCUGGAACUCCUCCUCCGCUGGCGGCGGGUCGGCGGAAAAGUCGGAAAACAAACGGGGCCGCCCGCGAUCCGAAGCGCUCACGUCGCUGAUGGUCGAGGGUUCGAUUUCGCCGUCCGCAAUUAAAUGCCGCUACUGCCAUCGAGUCUUUCCGAGGGAGAAAUCGCUCCAGGCACAUCUACGAACGCACACAGGUGAACGGCCAUACCACUGCGACUAUCCGGGAUGUACCCGUGCGUUCACGCAAAGUGGACAGCUGAAGACACACCAGCGGCUGCACACCGGGGAACGACCCUUCAUCUGCUCGGCCGCCCACUGUCAGAUGCGGUUCACCCACGCCAACCGCCAUUGCCCGGACCAUCCCUACGACACGCUGAGGCGCUGCGACGACUUUGUCAUACAGACGGUACCGGAGCAGAACGACGAGGUUCUGCGAUGGUUGGAGAAGUAUCGCGCCGAGCGCGAAGACCGAACACCAACACGGAAGACACCUAAGCGAAGUAACGGAUCGAACGGUGGCUCGGCCGCUGGCAACGCUACAACGGACAACGGUUUUGGUAUCGAAAGUCCCGGCAGUACGGACUUGCUGAACGAAAACGAAAACCAACGGCCGGCGACGACGGUAACACAGCGCAACGCGAACGAUGAGAACAACCCGACGAUCGGUAACGGAUUGCAGGGAGUCACCGGGGGUGGAGGUGCCGUUGGCGGUGGUGGCAAUGCUAGAAAUUUGCUCCUCUCCCCGGUCACACCGAACAACAACUACAAAUCGAGCCGGAAGGGACUGAUGUGCGAGCUGGACAUGAACGCGGGCCUGGGCAGUCCGUUAACGUCGAAGACAAAAAAUGCUCUACCGAAGCUGAUUCAGUGGCAGGAACCAACCGACCACGAGGCGGUAGAGCAGGAGGCUGACGACUCCGGUGACGAGUUGUGCCCAUCCAGCCCGGCCAAGUCGACGUUCAACCCGAAGAAGAAGUGGCUACGCGAUGCCUGGCAGGACGAUCUUGCCAAACCGCUCGAGCCGAACGUGAUCUCGCAGAAGGUGUUCUCUUCCACUACCUCCACGAUGGCGCUCAAGCAGCAGCUGCACCAGCAACCGGAAGUCCCCGUCAGCACCUACUCGUCCUCGCCGGUGAAAAGACAAGCGCUUGCCCCGGUGGGCCACCAUAACAAACCCCUACCGCGGGUGGAUAGCUACAGCAAUGGCGCACCGCACACGAUGUUGAACACGAUCGAUCCAAAUCAAAUGCGUCCGACCGUGCUGAUGGUGGCCAGCAAGGAUAGUGCGCGCCCACUUUCCGAUCAACCGGCGGCGGCGUUGCACCUAACGAAUGGCGCGGGGCGUCCCAGGCCGGAGGAAAACAAUCGGAAGCUUCAGGGUGCACUUGCGUUGAUGCAACUCGCGGCCAAGGAUGCAUACGGGUUGGCAACUGCCCAUGACGAUAGUCUCCCGUCUGCCACGGAAUCCAUCGGCUACGGAUACGACGAUGUUUCUCCGGCAAGCAGUGUUCCGCCUGACUCCUCGGACGCAUCGUCGCCGGAAGGGCACAUUCUACCGCGAACACCGUUCGUCGACGGCGCACCGAAUGGGCUGGGAAGCUACCUGUAGGAUGUAGGAGGAAGCAACGCCCCUCCCGAGGCAUGACUGAUGGAAUGGAAACGCCAACACUCUUGCCCGCCAAGUGAUUCUUCCGUCAUACAGGGGCACGUGCGCCGUACUCGGUGCAACUGCGGAAGAUGCUUCGCUGGCGAAAAAUUUCCAAAGAAAAAUAAUGAUGGCUACCGACGACGAUGACGAUAGGUGGAGGGCGGGGAAAAAGCGUUAACCGCGCUUAUCGAAGACUUUAAAGCCCGUUUCAUCGACAGGCUCAUGUUGGUGGCAUGCUUUAAAGUGUGUACAGUUUGAGUUAACCUGACCCUGAUGAAAACGACGGUCGGUUAUGGAACAGUCAGCCUAAUCGAGAGCAAAUCUAAGAAGAUUUAUAGUAUAAAGCUAGUAUAUUACGGAUGUUACUAACAGAAUGUUAGUAUUUUUUUUUCUUUUUUUUCACUGUGAUUAUUUUGUAAAAGCUAUAGAAGCUCGAAAAAUCAUGAACUUUCUAUCAGAAUCAGAGUACCGACAGAUUACGGUUUUUGCUAAUUUCGUUUCACAGUUUCUCCAUUUUUUACCAGUUUUAUUAAAUUUUGUUUAAAAUUACAAUCUUAUUUCCUUUUAAAGAAUUCCUAUCCAGUGAGCCUGGACGUUAUCGGGCAUUUUUGUUUUGCUGUAAAACAUCAUUUCGAGUGAAACGAAGAAAAGUAAUCGAUAUUUAGAAAGUACACAUGUUACUUCCACUAAUUCAUACGUAUUUGUUUAGCAGAAGGAAACACAUUUGCUUUGCAAAUCCUUUUAAUUUAUACCAUUUAACGAUAGUUUUGUACGCGCGCUGCUUUGAAUGAAUCCUAACGAAGCGAGUGAAGAAUUUAAUUAAAGAGUUAUUUAUUUUUUUUCCUUCUAUAUUUUCAUAUAUUACUCGACUUCGACAAGCAAAUAGCUCGGGAGCUAUUGAUAAAACAGAACCACGUUUUUUUUUAGUGUACAGUAUAGACAGAGAUGAUUCUCCUUCAGAACCGAACGAAACACCAGUGGCGCAAUGUAAGCAUUAGUAGUCAUCGGACUGGAGGGACGCUUGAAGAACGGUUCUUUCACGUAUAUUUUUACUCAUUACGAAUCGAAUAAUGAACUCCAUGAAUGGAUAACGAAUUUCCAGUUUGCGAGCGAAAUAAAAUACUGAUCAAAAUAAUGAAAUAUCAUAAGACAGUGUUGUGC
This is a messenger RNA of Anopheles coustani, 3362 nucleotides long. RefSeq lists its product as uncharacterized. The record is from RefSeq and is a predicted model, not a curated record. Bases 249 to 2162 code for a protein of 637 amino acids. Lineage: Eukaryota; Metazoa; Arthropoda; Insecta; Diptera; Culicidae. Gene Ontology annotation, cellular component: nucleus. Gene Ontology annotation, biological process: central nervous system development; regulation of transcription by RNA polymerase II. Gene Ontology annotation, molecular function: RNA polymerase II cis-regulatory region sequence-specific DNA binding; DNA-binding transcription factor activity, RNA polymerase II-specific. The transcript has 2 exons.